GGUAACACUUUCAAAGCGAAACCUUUUUUGACAACCAGCCAGCAGCUAAGCAACAAUAAGUCGCAGAAUGCCUGUUAACAAUAUCUCGGGAAUUAAGCUCUCUAGUGGACCGACGCAUCUGAGAAGUAGGAUCCUUGUGCGAAACCUACCGACUUGCACCCGCCACGAGCUAGCUAGGCUCUGCAUACCAUUCGGCGAAAUCCUUGGCUCGCUGGUCCUCGGAAACCACGGGUUUAUCCAGUUUACAAGGGAGAGCGACGCCCAGACCGCCAUACAGAUCCUUGACCAAUCAUUCUUCAAAUCGAAGCUUAUUCUAGUCUCGAGUGCCAGCUUCCGUUCCCUCAGGGCCAAUAACAUCAACUUUGGCCCCGCUGGAGGAGCAUGAUCGAGUGGCCUGAUGAUGAUGAUGACGUUGUCGUCGUGACUCUGCAGUUUCAAAAGCGAUGACGAGGAAGAAGAAGAACAGGGUGACAGUCCGGUAGCGGAAUCAAGCAAGAGGAAGAGUUAGACGCAGAACAGAAUCACGAAGAGGAACGAGAGAGUCGACACAAAACUCUCUCUUGCUCUACAAGAAGAACAUGAUGAUGACGUUGUCGUCGUGACUCUGCAGUUUUAAAAGCGAUGACGAGGAAGAAGAAGAACAGGGUGACAGUCCGGUAGCGGAAUCAAGCAAGAGGAAGAGUUAGACGCAGAACAGAAUCACGAAGAGGAACGAGAGAGUCGACACACAAGGACAACGACGAGGAUGACAAGCAAACCAACAAAACUGGGAAAACUCUUUCUUGCUCUACAAGAAGAACACACCAACUCUCUACAAAAUGAACACAUCGAUAGGCCAAAUAUUUUCGGCCAAUUCACAUAAUCACAAAAAUUCAAACAAUAAUAAAAAUUCUUAAAACUUUGC
Molecule: messenger RNA, 904 nt
Organism: Drosophila santomea
Lineage: Eukaryota; Metazoa; Arthropoda; Insecta; Diptera; Drosophilidae
Exons: 1
Coding region: 68-385 (105 amino acids)
Molecular function (GO): RNA binding
Source: RefSeq, a predicted model, not a curated record